UAAUACAAUGUUCAACUACUUAAUACAUUGGCUUACACUAGGUUGUGCCUUUAGAUACAUUAAUUACUAAAUAAUAAUUUUUCACUUCUGUCAUCGACUUCUCAAACCCCGGUCUUGUCUGCUUGGUCUGUUUUGCAAGAGUUCCCAGAAGUCUGGGGAUGUUGCGCCUCUGGGUUUAGAAACUCUUUGCGAGUCCUAACCGCGUCCCACCGAGGCAUUACUAUGGCGACGAGAGUGUUUGGUGGAUGUUCUGUAGGUGAAACAACAGCCCUGUUUUUAAUGGAGAAGUGAUGGAAGUGGCACACACUGCAUCAGAGACAUUCACAGACAGUCAAAGGAAGAAGACCCCUCUUCCACUGUGCCGACUGGUGGAGGACAGAAAAAGAAGUCCCUCUAAUGUCCCUCAUCACCUACUAGAGACCCAAACCUAUACCAAACUCAAGAGCAACAGUGCAAUCGAAGCAGAACCCUCAGCACUUCACUUCAGUGGGUUUAAACUGGGGAAGGACUAUCACAGGAGCCUGAAAUUGAUCAACAUAUCAUCUGAAGUGAUCAACAUUCACAUUAUCCCCACCCAAACAAAGCAUUUCAAAACAAAAUAUUUAAAAAAGCAUCGUCUUGUCCCUGGACUGUCCUACACAGUGAAGGUACACUUCUGUCCUGACGAAUGGCGCUACUUCUACGACUGUAUUCGGAUCCAUUGCAAGGGGGAAGAGAACUUACAGGUUCCAGUCCAUGCCUAUCCCAUCAUCGAUGACUUGCACAUCCCAACACACAUCACCAUACCAGCUGUCCCGCUGGGCCAAAGUGUCAGCCAUGUGAUCCCUCUGAGCUGCAGCUGUCCCAUUGACUUUGAGUUCCAAGUGCACAUCAUCCAGCCACACAAGGCCUUCUCUGUCCAGCCCCUGUCAGGAGUGAUUCCAGCCAAUGGGAAGGUGGAGGUGACCGUCACAUUCAGGCCGUUCAAGUAUGACACGUCCCAGGUCACUCUACAGGUGGUCAUCUCCCAGUUCAACUCCAAACCCUACGUCUGCACCCUCAGCGGGUCCUCCUCGCCCCACCUGGCACUCAG
Molecule: messenger RNA, 1072 nt
Organism: Oncorhynchus nerka (sockeye salmon)
Lineage: Eukaryota; Metazoa; Chordata; Actinopteri; Salmoniformes; Salmonidae
Product: cilia- and flagella-associated protein 221-like
Exons: 8
Biological process (GO): motile cilium assembly; cilium movement
Cellular component (GO): 9+2 motile cilium
Source: RefSeq, a predicted model, not a curated record